AUGUCUUCGUCAUCAGGCAAGAGAGACGCGGCAUCCAUCAUCGCCUCUGCAUCGCGGCCGGCCAAAGCGUUCUCGACGACGUCAAAGUCGUACCGACACGACGAGCGGCGCGGCCUGUGGUGCGAAACGCUAUGGACGAAUCUAAGCCACCAGGCCAAGACGCUGGGGUUGCCCGUCCUCCCGUAUUUCGACGCCGAGACGAUGUUGUUGAGUAAGGAGGUCAAUCACAAGUUGUGGAUUCAAUUGGAACGAUUAUGGGACUACUUGGGCCCUGAGAAGGCACCGUACGCUUCACCCACCAUGAUCGAGGGCGGCGAGGUCAAGUGGUACUCGUUCCUGCCGGGCGACAAGGGCACCGAGGUCGAGGUGUACUCCAACGUCGUGGACAAGUUCAUGAGCGGCGCCCCCAGGCCAGGACAUUACGACGAGUGA
Molecule: messenger RNA, 432 nt
Organism: Exophiala spinifera
Lineage: Eukaryota; Fungi; Ascomycota; Eurotiomycetes; Chaetothyriales; Herpotrichiellaceae
Exons: 2
Coding region: 1-432 (143 amino acids)
Source: RefSeq, a predicted model, not a curated record